AUGCAGGAGCUCAGCGACAAGCUCGCAGCCAGCAAAUUCGCCUCUUUGAUCACUCUCCUACCAGCGACGAGCUUCCACAUGACAGUCUUCGAAGGGGUGUGUGAUCAAGUUCGGAAACCUGGAUACUGGCCAUCUGAUCUACCCCUAGAAGCCCCUCUUGAGGAGUGCAACUCCAAGUUUGAGCAAGCUCUGGGUGCAUUUGAUCUCGGGGAUGAGCAUAUGCCCCCGUACAAGAUGACGGUGAGGGGGUUCGACCCACACGAAAUCGGCAUCGGUAUCCAGCUUGACGGGCGCACGCCGGCCGAGACGGUGCGGCUAAGGUCCUUACGGCACAAACUUGCAGACAAGCUGAACAUCCGACACCCGAUACACGAUGAAUACGGCUUUCACCUCAGCGUUGCAUAUCUGCUCCGACAUCUGACAAAUGAGCAGAAUCGAGAGCUCGAGGCUCUCCUACACAGCCAUUUUGAGGAGAUGCCCCAGAAUUUUGACUUGGGUGCGCUGGAAUUUUGCACAUUUGAAAACAUGUUUGCAUUCAAGCGCGUCUUCUUCCUCGGGGGAGGGUCGAAUUGA
Molecule: messenger RNA, 573 nt
Organism: Colletotrichum aenigma
Lineage: Eukaryota; Fungi; Ascomycota; Sordariomycetes; Glomerellales; Glomerellaceae
Exons: 1
Coding region: 1-573 (190 amino acids)
Source: RefSeq, a predicted model, not a curated record